Messenger RNA from Penicillium oxalicum, 234 nucleotides. RefSeq lists its product as uncharacterized. The coding region runs from base 1 to 234 and encodes 77 amino acids. The record is from RefSeq and is a predicted model, not a curated record. NCBI's taxonomy places the organism in Eukaryota, Fungi, Ascomycota, Eurotiomycetes, Eurotiales, Aspergillaceae. The transcript has a single exon.
AUGAUCCUCUUCGGCGAAGGCGCACGAACCACCCUGGAGGGUCAACCCCUCAGCCUGACGAUGCCGGAUCGGGAUUUGCAGACUAGUCGGCUAGCAAAUGAGAUGGCGGGAGAUGCCUCGGUGGAGGCCGGAAAUCAUUCCCGAUGGAAGCUGGGCCAGCGGCAAGGCAGUCGUCGUCAGUGCAGAAUCAAUAACCGGGUCGUGCUCGACGGUGCAGUCGAGAAGAGAGCGUGA